AUGCAAGACGACCGAGAGCGUCCCCUAGCAUAUGCCUCCCUUCCUGCAACACCAAUAUCCUCAACUCCUCGGCCACAGACUCCACCGCCACGUAUACCGGCCCCGAACUUUCGAACCGAACACGAGUUCGUGCAGCCUCCACCACUAAAGCGCGAUGGGCAUGUAUCGCAAAAGGACGCCCCGCCAUUUUCGAUAUGGGACUAUCUUCGCGAAGAGCUGCUCGCAACAGACUUUGACUCACACCAGGAGCUCAAAUGGGAGCGUGUGAGCAACUUCCUGAGCAUGCCGCCUGCGAUCGAGAAGAUCAUGCUCUUUGGCUUUGUAGUCUGUCUCGACUCUUUCUUGUACACCUUCACAAUCCUUCCCAUCCGCUUCGUCCUUGCUUUUAGCCGUCUCCUCAUUAACACCAUCACGCCGUCUGCCCCGCCCUUGCCCCCAUCGCAGAAGGCCGAUAUUCUCCGUGCUCUACUACUGGUUGCCUCAAUCAUAAUCCUCGCGCCUCUCACAGACGCGAGCAUGAUCUAUCACAGCAUUCGCGGCCAAGAUACCAUCAAACUGUAUGUCAUCUUCAACGCACUCGAAAUUGCAGACAGGCUGUGCGGCUCGAUAGGCCAGGACAUCAUUGAUUGCCUGUUUUCGCGCUCGACACUGCAAGUCAUUUCGCACCGCAAGCGGCCAACCUCCGAGACGUUGAAACCUUUCUUCUACUUUGUUCUCGCCCUUGUAUACACUGUCUCGCAUACCCUAGUGAUGGUCUACCAAAUGAUCUCGCUGAACGUUGCUGUGAACUCGUAUGACCAUGCACUUCUCACUCUGCUGGUCUCAAACCAGUUUGUCGAGAUCAAAGGUUGCGUGUUCAAAAAGUUCGAGAAGGACAGCCUGUUCCAGAUAACAUGCGCAGACAUCGUCGAGCGUUUCACCCUCGCACUUAUGCUUGUCGUGGUGGCCUUCCGGAAUCUAAUCGAGCUAAGCGGGUCAUCUUUCAACUUCAAUGAAGGCUUCGCGCUCCCGAAAAGCUUUGGCUGGUUCCGCGGAAACAACGUCAUAUGGACGAUCUCUUACCCCGUUAUGACGGUUAUGAUCUCCGAAAUGCUCGUGGACUGGCUAAAACACGCAUUUAUCACCAAGUUCAACCAUAUCCGACCAAGCGUUUACGAGCGCUACACUGAUGUGCUAUGCCGUGACUUGGCCAGUGCAAGCGGUGUCAGCAGACGUGGGGCCGCGAGGAAGCAUACCUACGUCGAUCAGUCCCCGCUGGUCGCGCGGCGGUUGGGCUUCGCAUCACUGCCUCUUGCGGUGCUUGCCAUCCUCGUCGGCAGCCAGUCGUUCAUUCUGCUCGUCUCCAUGCACGCCGACGACACGUCGCCCCUGUUCUCGCUCGCCUCGAUGCUCAGCUCGCCCUCCUCCACCUUUUUCGCGUUCGCCUCCUCCAUCUCCGCCUUUUCGAGCACGCUCCUCACGCUCCUCUCCUCCCCCGCGUCCAUCCCGCCCGCGCUGCAAGCCGGCCUGCACCGCGCCCUCGCGGCGCUCUCCACGCACGACGCGAUCAACAUCCUCAAGUGGUCCGCGCUCGCGGCGCUCUUCUGGCUCACGUCCGUACUCGUGAAGAUCAUGCUCGGCGUGAACCUGCUCAGCUACGCGACGCGGCGGCGCGCGGGCAUGGACGGGCGCGCCGAGGCCGACAGGGUCAACGACUUUGGGCGCGACCCGAUCGGCGAGGGGCGCGAGGAGCAGCGGUACAACAGGGAGCUCAAGACGCUCUUGGCGGACCAGCGCGACGACGCUGUGCCUGUGGCGGAGAUUGGGGAGCGCAAGGAGGGCGAGAGGAAGGGAGGGAAGGAGGGCAAAGAGGGCGGCGGCGGUGGCGGGAAGAAGAGGCUGCCUCUGGAGGAGAUCACAAGGUACACUAUGGUCAAGAGGAUUUGGUGA
Phanerochaete carnosa HHB-10118-sp is the source of this 1929-nucleotide messenger RNA. RefSeq lists its product as uncharacterized. Lineage: Eukaryota; Fungi; Basidiomycota; Agaricomycetes; Polyporales; Phanerochaetaceae. The record is from RefSeq and is a predicted model, not a curated record. Bases 1 to 1929 code for a protein of 642 amino acids. Gene Ontology annotation, biological process: maintenance of protein localization in endoplasmic reticulum. Gene Ontology annotation, cellular component: endoplasmic reticulum membrane. The transcript is spliced from 7 exons.